Molecule: messenger RNA, 420 nt
Organism: Capronia epimyces CBS 606.96
Lineage: Eukaryota; Fungi; Ascomycota; Eurotiomycetes; Chaetothyriales; Herpotrichiellaceae
Product: histone H2A.Z
Exons: 3
Coding region: 1-420 (139 amino acids)
Cellular component (GO): nucleosome
Molecular function (GO): DNA binding; structural constituent of chromatin; protein heterodimerization activity
Source: RefSeq, a predicted model, not a curated record
AUGGCUGGAGGCAAAGGCAAAAGCAUUGGCGGGAAGGCCUCUGGCGCGAAGGAUUCCACAGCAAAGAGUCAAAAGUCGCACAGUGCGAAGGCUGGCUUGCAGUUCCCCUGUGGUCGAGUCAAGCGUUUCCUCAAGAACAACACUCAGAACAAGAUGCGAGUUGGUGCCAAAGCGGCCGUCUACGUCACCGCCGUUCUCGAGUACUUGACCGCCGAAGUGUUGGAAUUGGCCGGCAACGCCGCUAAGGAUCUCAAGGUCAAACGAAUCACCCCUCGACACCUUCAACUUGCCAUUCGUGGCGAUGAAGAGUUGGAUACCUUGAUCCGGGCAACAAUCGCAUUCGGUGGUGUGCUCCCUCACAUCAACAGGGCGCUGCUCUUGAAGGUCGAGCAGAAGAAGAAGAGCAAGGCAGAUGCAUGA